Pristis pectinata (smalltooth sawfish) is the source of this 13441-nucleotide messenger RNA. It is a transcript of the gene arhgap35a, whose product is annotated as Rho GTPase activating protein 35a. Gene Ontology annotation, biological process: signal transduction. The transcript is spliced from 9 exons. NCBI's taxonomy places the organism in Eukaryota, Metazoa, Chordata, Chondrichthyes, Rhinopristiformes, Pristidae. The coding region runs from base 525 to 4994 and encodes 1489 amino acids. Gene Ontology annotation, molecular function: GTP binding; GTPase activity. The record is from RefSeq and is a predicted model, not a curated record.
CUCAUCAAGUUAGGUGGUCGGAGACAGCGAGGCCAAAAAAAAAAUCUCCUUAUUGUAGUUAAGCGCUAAAAGAAAAUGAUGCGAUAGUGGCUGCUGGUCGACGGUUUUUUUUGAGUGAAAAUCGAGCGCGGCUUGGUGAAUGAAGAAAACAAGAUGUCUGCUGACCAUUAAUUUAAAAUUCCCCAGGAAAAAAAAUCUACAAUUUUAAUCUUCUCUCACUCCUUGUGGAAAGAAAAGCAUGAAAUUCACUAUAAUGGAUAGACAAUAAUUGGUGAAUAGAAGUGAUAACGAGUCGAUCUUGCCAAAAAUUGAGAGUAAAGGGUAUUAUUGGGAUCAUCUAUUUUUCACUCUUUGGAAGGAUCAUAAUACUGGGGACCACAGAAAUAUGGGAUCUGAAGCUAGUGUUGCAAAAGGUGUCUGUCUGUAACUCUGCACCCUUCAGAUUGCCAGGAGAUCUACAGUGGUACUGUACUUGGGAGUAGGUACAACUACUAACAUGCUGUUGACAGUAUCAGGAUGAUUGGAUGAUUAUGAUGGCAAAAAAACAGGAUGUUCGGAUCCCAAAUUACAACAUCAGUGUCGUGGGAUUAUCUGGGACGGAAAAGGAGAAAGGCCAGUGCGGAGUUGGCAAGUCUUGUUUCUGCAAUCGGUUUGUGCGCCCUAAAGCUGAUGAAUUUCAUCUUGACCACACGUCAGUCCUUAGCACCAGUGACUUUGGGGGCCGUGUUGUUAACAAUGACCAUUUUUUGUACUGGGGUGAAGUUGGUAGACCGGUGGAGGAAGGAGUGGAGUGUCGAAUUCAUGUGGUGGAACAGACUGAGUUCAUUGACGAUCAGACUUUUCAGCCUCACCGGAGCACUGCCCUGCAACCCUAUAUUAAACGUGCUGCAGCUACCAAAUUGGCAUCUGCUGAAAAGCUGAUGUAUAUUUGCACUGACCAAUUGGGUCUGGAACAAGACUUUGAACAGAAGCAGAUGCCAGAAGGGAAGCUAUUAAUUGAUGGUUUCCUCCUUUGCAUAGAUGUCAGCCGGGGUAUGAACAGAAAUUUUGAGGACCAGCUUAAAUUUAUUACAAACUUGUAUAACCAAAUAAUAAAAACAAAAAAACCCAUCGUGGUGGUGCUGACAAAAUGCGACGAAGGGGUGGAGCGGUACAUACGUGAAGCUCACUCCUUUGCUAUGACUAAGAAGAACCUCCAAGUGGUGGAGACAUCAGCACGAUCAAAUGUCAACGUGGAACUGGCAUUUAGUACUUUAGUGCAGUUAAUAGAUAAAAGCCGGUCGAGGCCCAAGAUAAUUCCAUAUUAUGAAGCAUUGAAGCAACAAAGUCAACUAAUAGCUAAUGCAAAAGACAAGUAUGAAUUUAUCAUUAACCAGUGUGUCACCCAUUAUAAUGAAAGUUGGAUGAAUGCCACUAGGAAAAUGCAUUUGAAACCUGAAUUCCAGGAUUAUGUGCAUCUUGAAGGAACCCCGAAGGCCAAAAAACUGUUCUUGCAGCAUAUUAUGAUGCUCAAGGAGAGGCACAUUGAGCACUUAAAGAACAAGUACCUCAGUAAACUUGUACUAGCUCUUGAUGCCCUUUUCCCUGAUCUGAAUGAGAUUGAGAACUUGAACUGGAUCAUGGCACAGCAGAGGUUGAAGACCAAACAGGAUUUUUUAGCCUGGUUUGUUGUUCUGAGUGAAACACCCUGGGAUAAAACUGAUCAUAUUGACAAAAUGGAUGACAACAGAAUUCCAUUUGAUUUGCUGGCUGGGAAAUGUGCAGAAGAUCAAUUCAGAAAGCAUUUAGAAAAACUGAAGAAUGAAAGAAAAAGAGAAGAGAUGAGGAGGGCUUUUAAGGAAAAUCUGUCAUCGUCGCCCUUCAUAACUCCUGGAAAACCAUGGGAAGAGGCUAGAAGUUUUGUUAUGAAUGAGGAAUUCUAUCAGUGGCUCCAAGAGCAGGAAUACCAAGAUAUUUACAGUAGACAUCAACGUGAGAUAAUAGAUAAAGCCAAGGAUCAAUUUCAAGAACUGCUUUUAGAGUAUUCAGAGUUGUUUUAUGAAUUGGAAUUGGAUGCAAAGCCCAGCAAGGAGAAAAUGGGUCUCAUCCAGGAUGUUCUAGGAGAUGAGCAACGAUUUAAGGCACUUCAGAAACUGCAAGCUGAACGAGAUGCCCUUGUGUUAAAACACAUUCAUUUUGUAUAUCAUCCGACGAAGGAGACGUGUCCAAACAGUCAAAAUUGUAUUGAUAGCAAAGUUGAACAAUUGUUGGCUGCUAAAUUUUAUCGAUCUUCAGAUCGAAGCCAUCUAAACUCUCAUUCAGACUCUAAUGCUGACAAACUCAACCUUGUACUACUUGGCAAGGAUGGACUUGCACAUGAACUGGCUAAUGAAAUUCGAGUGCUGUGUACUGAUGAUAAAUACGUUCUUGAGGGAAAAAUGUAUGAGCUGUCAUUACGACCAAUAGAAGGUAAUGUGAAACAUCGGGUUAAUUCUUUUCAGACACCAACCUUUCAACCUCAUGGUUGCCUUUGCCUGUACAACUCCAAAGAAUCACUGUACUACAUAAAGGAGAGCUUAGAGAAACUGAAAGAAUCAACUUUAGACCGAAGGGACAAUCAUUUAGCACAGUUGCCUCUAACUCUAGUUCUGGCUUACAAAAGGGAGAGUGGUGGAGAAACACUACAGACUUUGAGGAACCAUGGCCAGCAACUCGCCAACAAAUUGCAAUGCCUUUUUGUUGAUGUAACUUCUCAUAGUGUGGGUUCUGGACGAAAUUUCAGUGAAUUGCAAAUCAAUCAGGCUUUGAAAGGCUUGUUGGAUACCAUGAAACGCAAUUUGAAUCUAGUAAGUUCUUCCCCAAGCAUUAAAGACUUAACUGAUGCAGAUCUCCGAAUAGUAAUGUGUUUGAUGUGUGGUGAUCUGUUUGGUGUGGAUGAAGUUCUCCUCUCCAUUAUUCAACCUCACUUUUGUAGUUCAUUGCAACCUGGGAACAGUAAUUCAGUCAUGCUUGAAUUAGCAAUCGGAGCAAUGCGUAAGCGUAUUGAACUAUCUGUUCUCUCCUAUCAUUCCUCUUUCAACAUAAGGAAAAACCAAUUAGUCCAUGGGUACAUUAUUUUUUACUUAGCAAGGCGUAAAGCUUCCUUGGCUAUGCUCAGAGCUUUUUUGUCAGAUGUGCAGGACAUUAUUCCUAUUCAGUUAGUAGCAGUCACUGAUGGAGCUGAAGUAUUGGAGAGCGAUGUGUCACGGGACCAGCUUGAAGAAGGCCAAGAAAUUGCUCAAGAGAUCUGUGGCAAGUUUGUUAAAAUAACUGGUGGGCAGUCACUUCAGCACAAUGUGGAGAUUUUUGCCCCAUUUUUCAGAGAUGCAGCUGAAAAGAAAACCAUUGUUGAAACUUCACACAUGUAUGAUAAUGCAGCUGAAGCAUGCAGUAAUACAGAAGAAGUAUUUGGCUUUUCUCCCAGGCCCAGCUCACCCCUCAACAAUUCAAUCUGCUUUGAUUAUGAUGAGGACAUUGAAGGUCCACCACCUUACGUUGCACUACGUGAUGAAACUUCCGGGUCUGCAGUGAUCAAGGAGCAGUCUAAGCUCUCAAUGGACCUUGAAGGGAAUGAGAACUACCUGCUGUGUAGCACCCUUGGUUCUUUUGAGAGGCUAAGUAACAAAGUACCUCCUCCAGUAAAACCAAAGCCAAUGGUGCAUUUUGACAAACUGAUGAAGAAAAUGGAUUCCUCUGAGGGGAAAGAACCAGGAAGCAAAGAAAUGCAGAGGAAGCCUUCAACCGUAAGUUGGGCGCCUUCUGACGAUGGGUCGUACAUGUCUGACUAUGCAGAACCAAUAGACACAUUGGUAAGACCAAGAGGGGAUGAAGAGAAUAUCUACUCAGUGCCGCAUGACAGUACCCAGGGCAAAAUUAUAACCAUCCGGAAUUCUAUUUCUGCCAAGUCGCAAUCGAAUGGAAGUGGUAAUGGAUCAGAUAGUGAGAUGGAUAUCAGCUCUCUGGAGCGUCAGAGGAAACUUUCAUCCGUCAGCAAACCGUCGUUGUACAGGGAUCGGUCCAAAAAAUUGGGCAAGUUUGCAAGUUAUCGCACAAGUUUCAGUGUUGGGAGUGAUGAUGAACUAGGGUCCUUAUCACAGAAAAAAGCAGAAGCUGAUUCUUCAUUGCCCAAGGGAGAUAAUACACCCAAUACUUAUGAAACGGAUGGAGAUGAAUCGAAGCGAGGGAAGCUCCUACGUAGUUUGAGAAGGCCAACAUCAAGGAAGCCGAAGCCCAAACCUCGACCUUCCAUUUCUAAGAGUACUUGGGAAAGCAAUUAUUUUGGAGUGCCUCUGACUUCUGUGGUGACAGUGGAGAAGCCUAUUCCCAUCUUCAUUGAAAAAUGCAUAGAUUUUAUUGAUUCUACAGGUCUGGGCACAGAAGGACUUUACCGCGUUAGUGGGAACAAGUCAGAGAUGGAAAGUCUCCAGAGGCAGUUUGAUCAAGAUCACAACAUUGUUCUGCAGGAAAAGGAUUUUGCAGUGAAUACCAUAGCUGGAGCAAUGAAAAGCUUCUUCUCGGAGCUUCCUGAGCCACUGGUUCCAUAUAAUGCCCAGGUCGAACUGGUGGAUGUCAGUAAAACACCUGAUAAAGAGCUUAGGCUGAAUGCACUUAAGGAUGUGUUAAAGAAGUUUCCAAAAGAGAAUUAUGAGGUCUUCAAAUAUGUCAUUACCCACUUAAACAAAGUCAGUCAGAACUGCAAGUUGAAUCUGAUGAACAGCGAAAACCUCUCCAUUUGUUUCUGGCCCACGCUUAUGAGGCCUGAUUUCCAGACCAUGGACGCGCUGACAGCCACCAGGACAUACCAGACUAUCAUCGAGCUCUUCAUUCAGCAGUGCCCUUUCUUCUUUUACGACAAGCCAAUUGUGGAACUGAUCAAUACCAUCCCCAGUUCCCCCACGUCGAACACUGCCUUUCAGUGCCCUUCGCCGGUAGCAAUGAUCCCCUCACCACCACAGUCUCCGCCGCCAACACCUUAGAGGCCACUUCAGCAACAUCUGCGAACACAGCUGCAAACGGAACAGCCAAGUAAACUGUGAAUUUGGUUAUAAAAGAUACCAGAUACAGUAGCUGGGUUCUUUUCAAGACUGCCUUGGGUUGUAGAACCCCUUUCUGUUGUGCAGAGCAGUGUAAUCAAAGUUACAAGUAAUGUGCCACUAAGGAAAUUUGGUUAAGUACCCAAGCACUGGAGUUUUUAAAAAAAACCUAUUGACUGCAAAACAAGCAGCCCAUGUCUUCACUGUGGGCUCUGUAAAACAUUCAAAUAGCACAGGUUCUGCAGCAGAAUGGUUUCUCAAAAUGCACAACAUCUAAACGGUUAAUUAUACAGACAAACUCUACCACUUAAUUUAUACCUUGCUCCCUUCUAAGCCAUUGUAGAAACUUGCUUUUUUAUUUUUCAUAGCGCCAAUUCAUGCUUAGAGAAUUGUUUUCGCUGAUCAUGUGCUGCUAUUUUAACCUUCAUUAGAAAAGAGACAAAUUUCAGGCGGACUGUGUGAAUUCACAGCAGGCGUGCACGAUGCCUGAUGGUCACAGCAUCGCACCAACGUUUGCAAAUGCAAGGUGUGAGUAUGAGGAGUUACCCUAAGUGGAAUGAGCAAGCCCAGCAUGUAAAUGUGCAUCUGUACAGAUGAUACAUUGGGGAGCCAUUCUAACCUUGGGGCAUUUUUUUUAAGGAAUACACACCUAAUGAAUUUGUACUGAUCAAAACUGUGUGUCCUAAGGUUCUGUAGAGCUUGUAGUAAAGAGGUUUGUCUGCAUAACAAUAAUGUGAGAGCAGCUGCAUGAAAGUGCUUUGUGCAAAAUGAAAUUUAAUGCUGGUUUUCCCCAAUAUGGAUGCUGCUUCUACAGCUAACGUUUGUUGGACUUCUGAGCCUCUUCAUCUCAUUCUCACUGGCUUGAUCUGUUCUGGUUAGCUAAUUCCUAAUUCAGUUCCCUUCAAAAUCCAAUUGAGCCACUCUGGAUUAAUUUGCUAUGGAUCAUUCUUUGGAUUAGUGGGAGGGUGGGAGGAGGGAAGGGAGGGGUUUUGUUACCACUACAUCCAUGUUCUCCCUGUAGUGGGCUCCCGGUUGCUCACUGGCCAGAUAUGUGCACAGUGCCAAAUUGGAGCCUCUCGCACACAAGGAAAUCUUACUGCUAACCAAAUGCGUCAGUCAUAUCCACGCCCAGUUCAUCCUUUAGAGAACUGAAACCUUGUGUUAGAGCUGAAAGGUUCUUUUCCCCCUCCACCACCACCCAUGAAGUUGCGCAGUAAAUAACGUCUUGGCCAAUGCCGCAUACCUGUCCUGGCGGUAGUUAAGGUGGUUUAGGAUGUGGCUUCCGCUCAAAUAGCUUACAUUUUUUAAGUAAUUAGAAUGCUUGUGUGGCAUGUUAGCACGUGCACGGUCUACUAAGGUUCUAUAGCCAUCCUAGGGUGGGGCAUUUUGGUUGUGUCCCACAAAGACCCUAAAUUCUUUGGGGAGAGUAGGUUUACAGUGACUCAAUGGGGAAAAAUCUUUGAUCGCACUGCCCCUUCCGUACUUCCAUACUUUUGCUGGACUCCUGCUUGAAGAAUGACCAAAUUGAUGUGAUAUUAGGAGGUUGGGGGAGGGGGUCAUUGCCCAUGGAUUCAUACCUCAGCACCAGUCAGUGCCUAGGAGAGUGGGGGAAAGGUGUUGGUGAGGGGAAGAGAUUCGGUCAACACUAAGGAAUAUUUCCAGUUUCAUGCCUGAAACACUAAGACCUGAACCGGUUCACUUUCAAAGCCUAGUUUGAAGAUGGCAUAAGGGAUCCUCUUUCAAAAAAAACUAAUGUAAAUUCCACUGAAUGUGGGAACCUUCACUACACAUGACACUACAUAUACAGGAAUUCACCAUUCAGUGAGUUUAUUAGCAGUAGCUAUGAAGUAUGCUGUUGAUCAUUAAAAACAUAACUUUUUAGUGAUUUGUUCUUGGAGCUGUCAGCACCUGUCUAGAGCUUGCAGCAAAUCGUGCUUCAGGGUCGGGGGCAAAUCCAUCAUUACCUGGCUGAUUUGUUUUCUCGGCAUCUAUUUUCCCUCAUAGGGCUGUGCCAGUGUAUCUAUUUUACAACACUUAGUCAAUCUAAGUAUCAACCUUUGCCGGUUUGGGUAUGGUACGUAUAAUUGCAGUCACUCCGAUAACUGAACAACACUAAAAUGUAAUGUGUUUGUGUGUGUUUCCUUUUGUAACAAAUCAAUGUUGUGUGUAUUGACUGGGCAAAAUGUGAAGUGGAUUACCCAGUGAUCAAUUGUUUCUGUAUGAGAUCUAUCACUCAAUUUUGAUUUUUUUUUUGCCAAUGUAUAUCUCAAUGUUUGAGAAUAGAUUGUUCAGAUUCUAUGUCAAAAAUCUUUUGCAAUGUAUUGGCACAGUCCUUGUUUCCCAGGUAUGAUUGUUAGGACUGGAGGAUGUUGGGAGGUUGAUGUAUAGUUACUUGCUGAUUGAAUAAUGAUCCCAAAUUUUCCAAGCUAAUGUUUCUAGAGAAAAAAUUAAAUUGUGCUCCGAUACACUUUGCAAUGUGUUUUAGAAUUGUGGGGAGUAGUAAAUGUUUUGCAUUGGACAGCAUUGUUUGAGUUUUACCUACUGACAUUGUCUAACUGGACUGACAAGUGUCUCAGAUUUGCAUUAAGAGUGGAUGUGCAGCACGGCUUGGUGCCACAUUUUUGCAACAGAAAUACCAGCUAAGUUUUUUUUGACUUGUUUGAUCAUCAGUGAGGUCUCACCUAAUGUUUAACUCUUCCUUCAUCAAAGGGCAGUUGUAUUGGUAAGAGGAUUACCCUCCAUAAAUCAUCCAUUUCUGAACUUGAUCACCCUACCAGCCUCUAAUGUGGAGCCCAGUCUAGCAUACAUUAAACAACAAGCCAUUCGCAACAAGGCAUGUCUAAAACCAAAUAGCUCACAACACUGGGUGUCAUCAGUCUCUUAACAGCAGCAAAAGAAAAUCAGCUGACCUACACAAGUGGAUAGAAAAGUAGCUUCUGAAAUGGAUUGCUAUAUCUGCUCGUCCUAUUUGGAUGUUAAAUAAUUGCUCAGGCUUGUACUGCAUUGUAUGCAUUGUGGCAUUUUCCUUCCCCCUUCCCUUCCCUUGCCCUGCUAGGUGUCUGCUUAAGAAAGCUUACAAGCUGUAAGGAUCAAUUGGCUGCCUAAUCUUCAGUUUCUCUUCCUGAAUUUGGAUUGGAGAAAGGUAUGGGUGAAUGUUUACUUUUCACUGUCUAAAAGUAAAUCCAUAUUUGUAAUGUGAAAAAUUCACCAGAACACCUUUUGAAAAGUUGAAGUAUAUUUAGGUAAGUUGCUGUGAAUUGACAAAAUUGCCAAGAGGAGCAUUGUUGGUUGUAUUUUGGAAUCUUUCUCUUCCCCUCACCCUGCCAUCCAAGAAAUUUUAUAGAACUGUAUACGAACAAAAUAAGCUUAUGGUUUCUGCAUAUCAAUGGUUUCUGCAUAUCUGCUUUCUCUUCUAUAUGGAGGAGUUGAGGUACUCCGUGAGAAACAAUUAAACCAGGCACAUCAGAACUAGAGACAAAUUGUACCUGGUUUUAUGGGCUAGCUGCUUUAUUUUGGAUUUAAUUUCAGGCAUAGUUGUAAGGGUUAGUACAAUUUACUCAAACAUUAGUCUUGUUUUGAUAUUUUACAAAUCUAUCUUCAGAUGGGAAAUUGUUAUUUUUGUUUUAAUUUGCUUUCUAAAUAUGUUGCUGCUUCUCUGCACUUUGCAACUUCCAAAAUGGUUCAUUGUGGGGGGUCUGGUUUCUGAGUUUCAUCAUAGUUGUUUACACAGGAGAGCUGCUGACUGUGUCGAUAUGUCUCAUCCAGUUAUCAUGACCUUGCGAGCUCCCACUCAAAUGGUGUGUUGCCUGACCAGUUAAACUGUGUGCUAUUAACUCAUGGAUGUGAUGAAAUUGCCAAUUAUUCCAGGAAUGUGUUAAAAGCUCUGAUAAUCACAUCUAUUCUUCCUCCCAGGUUAGUCCCACUGUUGAAACUUCUAGCCCUGGUUAUGGUUAGCGCAGAUUCACGUGACCUGAAUUCAUGGAAUAAUGGAAUAAAACUGGGGUUCACCACAGUGUACAUCCUGAUUUUUAUCUGAGAACAUUUAGAUGAAGUGAAAAUGGACAAAAGUUUGCAGAGAUUAGAGGGAUGAGAGAUGCAGUGUCAAUUCAAUCCAUAUCAGUAUAUUGCACCCCUUAACAGAUGUGGCCUAAUUUGCACAAUUUGUGUUUUGAAGAGAGAGAAAUUAAAAAUCAAUUGCCACAGCUGUGAAAUUCUUAAAGCUACCACCUUGUGCAAGUACCAAUAUCAUCAUUAUCAAAGCAUUUAUUUUUCUGGAGUAAUUGUGGACAAUAAAUCAUAUUUUAGCUUUUCUAAACUUUUGUAGUGUGGGGGGUUUUUGCACAGUUUCCUAUUGGGACAAUUUGCACUUUAAGCUUAGUUUGUUGUAUUAUCCCCUUAAAAGGCUGAUCUUAAAUGUCAGAAUGGGUUCAACUGCUGAAAUUGUUCAGAAUUCCCUUGAUGCCAAAAUUGCCCUUUUAGUGUCCAGGUGCUUAAUGUAUUUGUGCAAGAUUCCUUUGCUCAUCAGUUCAUCCAAAGCAUUUUAACCAUUUUUAAGUGACUGAUAACAAGGAAGAAAUGUGGGCAGAGGAAUUUCAGAGUCUUUUCACACCAAUGUUGAGUAGCUUCAAGGCAAAAUAUUCCCUGUCCUAAAAUAAAAUCAGGAAUGGGAAAUGACAUUGAUGGCAAAAUAUUAUUUGGGGGCAUGGGGGAAAGGCAAACUUAAAUUUAAGUGCUGAUUAUUAGUGGUACAACUGUGCCCUUUUGGUAUUUUCUGUAAAAAUGAAGGUAAUCUUGACCACAAGGGGGAUUAGUUGCAUUAUCAUGUUCAAUUAUUUAAAAAAAAAGAAGCAUUGCCAAUCAACCUCUAAAGACAGGCAGGCAUCUUCCCUAUUCCUAGGAUGACAAUUCUGUGCUCCUUCCCCUCCAGAUGAAACUCUUGCCCUGAAUCUGGGACCAUCAGGCAUUCUGUAUCAGUGAUCAAACUACCCCACAUCUCCCAAAUAAAGUCAAUUUUACAGAAUAUUCCAAUGUCUGCAACAUUUUGCCUUUUGUUCGAAGUAUGUUCUAUUUAUACUCUCCAUAGUUUUUUUUUAACUGUUUUGGAAGGCUGAGAGAUAAGGUGAAUUAGAAGGUGAAUACUCGGCUUUAAUAGGCUUUGCCAUGCCAGUCUAAUGAACUGGAACUAUGACUUUAAAAAUCCUAUAAUCAGGGAGGUUCCAGCAUAAUAUCUAAUGAGCAUGAACCUGCAGUAAAGCUGCAAGUAAUUCAUCACUGCAUAGGUAUCCUUAUGGGACAGGCUAGAAAGACCGCUGGAAUAUUAUAUAGAAAGUGUCAGAUGUGUAGUGGGAGGUUGCAAAUUUUGGGGGCAGAAUAGUACAUGUUGGACUCUGCACCUAAAUAUAUAGAGGCUGAUUUGGGAAUACUGACAGGUACCUGAAAUAGAGAAAUUGUUCUGCCUUCUGCAAGCUGUGACAUUUUAAGUAAAUUUGUAUUUGCAUCAUAAUUUUAGCCUUUGCUUUUUGCUUGCCUUGGACACAUGUCACUUCCCUGUCAAGGGUCCAGGCCAGUUGGACUAUUCUGACUCCACAAUCGUGAGCAAGGCAUGUUAAGAGAACCUAAAAAGAUUCCCCACAUCCUUUCGCCAACUGAUUCUGUGCAAUAGGAUAGUUCAGUUCAGCUUUGUCCAUCCCACCUUCUCCUUGCAAGCAGGCUGUGUGCGCAGAAGAAUCUUUGGCUUUGUAAUUGGGGGUGGCUGGAGGAUUUAUUUAAGCUAGUUUGUAAUCCAAUUUGUUCUGGGAAAUUGUCCACACUGCUACUGUUUGCUUGUUAGAGAUUUAAAAUUCUUCUGUUGUCCAAAACACACUCUCCUCGGCGCUCAGUUGCUCUAUUUCAGUGAUGGUUAGAAAAUAAAUGUGCAGAGACUAGUUACAACAGUGGUGUUCGGCACAGGUGGAGAGAGAUUGCUUCUUCCCCCUCCUGCAGGCAAACAAAGUAAUCUGCCUUUAAUCUGUUAAAAAGCACAGUGGGCUGUAAUCCUUGAUGGUAUAUAGCUCGAAAACACUCAUUCAGUCCUGAAAACUUGCCCUGAGGAGUUGGAUCCUGGCAUAGGUCAGGAAAAAAAAGGGAAAAAUAUCUAAACACUACCUACCAGUCAAAGUACUAACAUAAUAUUUGCACAUCUUGUAGUGCUUUAGAAAGAGCAAGAUAUUUUAUACCUGCCCUGAGAAAGGCAUAUCACACCCAACAGGUACGAAAUCUUGUGUCAAGCGCCAUGUACUGGAUAACCAAAAUAGACUUAAUUGAUGAGGGAGGCACUUUCUUCCAAUUUAGUUAUGGCUUAAAAACACAUGUCAUGCAUGUGCUGCAGUGCUAUAAUAUGGUGGAUGAUGUCACCAGGGGCCUAAUGAGGUGUUUCACCCAGAGAAAAUAGCACAGGGCCAGGACAUUUAUAGCUUGCAAAUUCUCUUUAGUUAUUUUUUGACCGUUGAAUUCUGUAAAAUAGAAAAUAUUUUAGUUACAAAAAAUACUUCCGCUCCAAACUUAAAUUUAUUGCUGCUUUUGUGCUGUGCGAACAUUUUGUUUUAAAUGUUCAUAUUUCUUAUUAACACUGAGCUAAUCCAAUCCCUGAUUCUCGCAGUUUACCACCCCCUGCUCUUUCUCACGUUCCCGUCCCCCUCUCCUUGCUUACCUGCCCUUGCACCUCUCCUUAGCAGUAGUGGAGUUCAGAUGUGAUUGACGCCUUGCCUCCCAUCUUCAUUCUGUUAGAAUGUUUUUUUUUACAUCUUCAUUUUCUACGUAGCACUGAUGACUAAAAGCUGCGUGCAUUUUGAAAUAAUGCAUUAGUUGCACAUGCAGUUUUUAUAGAAAAACAAAUGCAGAGAUUCCACCAACACAAGAUUUGGUUUAUUCUCAUACCUAAUGUAAAACACUUCUCCAAUCUUGGGUUUUGUACAGUUGAAUCUCCCCACUCUUUGUAAUUUAAUUGGAAUAAUAGAUUAUUGAAUGUCUGACUAUGUAAUUGGGUUCUCUAUUAAUUGAGGACAUGGGUGGAGAAGCUGAUUGGCUGGUUGUACCUGACUCCCAGGCCAACAAUUGUUUAUGCGAUAUAUUUGUUUGGUAAAUCUAGCUGUGUGGAGACUGCAGGCACAGUGGGGGAAGUGUGCUGAAACAUGCUGGUUACCCAUCUGGAUUCCUCCUUCCCCUAUUUUGAAGCAAGUGCCUGUUCUAUUUUCCUGCCACCUGCUACACUUUCCAAAAAAAAAUGCUUGCAACUCACUGUCUGCCUCUGAAGGAGCAAAUACCUGUGGAAUGCAUCAGUUUUCUUCCUUGCUGGUUUUUGUUUUCAACCUUGGCAGCCCUAUUGAAGUAGUGAUUUGACAGUGCAUGUGAGAUAGCAAAAAAAAACAAAACCUAUACAGAAGCUACCCUUAAAAGGCACAUUGUUAUUCAGGAGCUGGAUUGGGCACCUUUUUAGAUCACAAGAACACACCAUGUCUCCCACAGUCGGCUGGGCUGGGAAACACAAAUCCCCUAGGUGCCCUUACUCCCAGAGCAGUGUGCAGUCUUACGAGCUUUCACUUGACUUGCCAAUUCCUGCUUUUAGUCGUGGAACAGUAGAUGUGAGCAGGCAGGAAUGGGAAUAUGGUAAAGGACUUGCCUCCAAACCCCAUAGAUUUUUUAAGCCAUUUAUAUUCAAAGAAUCAAUUUGUUUUUUCAUUUUUUCCCUACCCAAACACUUGUAUUUUUCAUCCAGUUUCUAAACUACCUGCUGAGAAAGUCAAUUUUAUUAAUUUAUGAAAGGCGUGGGCUUUGCUUUAAGAGCUCAGUAAUGCAGUAUAUCUGCUAUUGUAGCCAAACAAGCUGCUUUCAUAACUAUAGAAAUUCUGCUGCCGUUUCCUCGCCAUUCAAGUUAUCCUGGUUUAAUUUGUAAUGCUGCUGUGUUUUUUUUAACCUGCCUAAAUGUGUAACCUAUAAUCUAAAGUAAGGAGCUUGUAAUUGCUUUGAUUUCAAAAAGGAAUGUGUACAAUCAGUACUGUUUAAUGUCUUCUCCCCAAGUUCACUUAAACGCCAAUGAGCUACUUUUCAACACCUAGUACUGAGUAAUCCAGAGAAGUGGGAUCAGUGCUGUGCCCUAACUUUUUAUUUGGUACUCUACACUUGUAAAAUGUUUUCAAUAUGUUAAUUAACGCUUAUUUGAAUUAAAAAUUGAGUAUUGAAUAUAUAAUGUAAUAUUGGUCUGAGAGUUUGGGUAGCCAUUACUUUUUUAAAAAAUGGUAACUAUGUAAAGAAUGGUUGGUUGUAUUCUUAAGAGGCUAAUGGUUCAGAUCCUUUAGUUACUGGUGUCUAGAACUUUUUUUUUGCAUUUAAUAAAGUUGUUCCCAUAGAUUCUG